GGGCCGGCGCAUAGAUCGCUGGCGGGCAGCUGCGCCGGCGCACAUGUCACAUCACAGCCGCCCGGGCUGAGGUGAACGUGCCGACGCGAUCUCAUGCGGUCUCUCAUCUCCGGUUGCGACGAGGUUUCGUUGUGGGUCUAGUUGGGGUAUGUGUGGUGUGGAUGUGCCAUGAUGCUGGGCGGCAUGGAUGGCAAGGAGUAUGGUGCGCUGCACGCCGCAGCGGCUGCCGCCGGCUACGCUAUGGAUGCUACAGAUCCCAGCGGCGGCGGCAUGGGCAACCCAGGCGUGGGUGGCGGCGCCCAGCAGUACGGCGAGGUCAACCAGCUGGGCGGCGUAUUCGUCAACGGCCGCCCCCUGCCCAACGCGGUGCGGUUACGAAUCGUGGAACUGGCGCAACUGGGCAUCAGGCCAUGCGACAUCAGCCGGCAACUAAGGGUGUCCCACGGUUGCGUCUCCAAGAUCCUAGCGCGGUACCACGAGACUGGGUCCAUUCUGCCGGGCGCCAUUGGAGGCUCCAAGCCCAGGGUCACCACACCUAAGGUGGUGUCCUACAUAAAGCAGCUUAAAGCAAAAGACCCCGGCAUCUUCGCGUGGGAGAUCCGCGACAGACUGCUGGCCGACGGGGUCUGUGACAAGUACAACGUGCCCUCCGUGUCCAGCAUCAGCCGGAUCCUGAGGAACAAGCUGGGGGGAGGCGCCCUGUACCCGGUGCCUCCGCUGUACCCUGUGCCCCCCCAGAGGUGCUGGCCGCUACAUCAGCCGUACGACUACUAUGUUUAUCUGCAGGGUCGUCAGCACGCGGCAGGGAACCCGCACGCCCUCCCCCACCCCCACCAGCAACCACCGCCGCACCACACGCAUGCUCUCUGACGCCACCACCACGCGACCAACCACGACCGGUGAUCGUGCUGCACUGUGAUGGACUUGUAUGUGGUGUGAAGAGAAUCACGAAGAUGAAUUACAUUCACCUUACAUCUUUAUAUCACAGACCGUGAUCAGUGGUAGAACAUUGGUGUUGACGUUUCAGCUAUCUCAAAAGGUGAUCAAACUACAAUUAAAUCAUCAGAUCCAUUAGCAUUCAAUCCGUCGUGUUAAUACGUGAUAACAAUUUGACAUCUCUGUUAACGUUACAAAUACGAAAUGAUUGCCGCAAAAUCCCGCAAGUGGCGCUGACUCGAGUGACUUUUGACAAAGUGAAAUUGUCGAAUGUAGCGAUAAUAAAAGUAUUAUUUGUGUACAUAGGAAGUGUAAGAUAUUAGAUAAAUUAUAUUAGAUAGAAGAUAUUAUAGAAAUUUACGAGAAAUAAGUAGACAGUACAAUCUAAUGGAAGUUGUACGUGAAAUAUGUAUCGAUAUAAUUUAUAUCAACUGGAAUACGCGUUGAACUCAUGAUCCUCAUACGAAAUAUUGAUUUUAAAUAAUGAUUCUAUCUCCUUAGAUUAUAUAGAUAGUCUCCAUAAAAAUGCUUCAAGAAAAACGGGUCAACUUUAUCAUACAAUUUUGCGUGAUAAAUAGAUAUGAGUGAUUCCUUUAUUACUUCUAUAUAUUUAUUUUAUCUUAUAAAUUCUGCAUCAUUUUAAUGCUUAAACACUCAUUUUAUUUAUUAAAUAAUAGGUCAACUUACAUUUUAUGCGUAAGU
This is a messenger RNA of Galleria mellonella (greater wax moth), 1638 nucleotides long. It is a transcript of the gene Poxm, whose product is annotated as paired box protein Pax-1. Gene Ontology annotation, molecular function: DNA-binding transcription factor activity, RNA polymerase II-specific; RNA polymerase II cis-regulatory region sequence-specific DNA binding. The transcript has 5 exons. Lineage: Eukaryota; Metazoa; Arthropoda; Insecta; Lepidoptera; Pyralidae. The coding region runs from base 169 to 870 and encodes 233 amino acids. Gene Ontology annotation, biological process: anatomical structure development; regulation of transcription by RNA polymerase II. The record is from RefSeq and is a predicted model, not a curated record.